Molecule: messenger RNA, 2177 nt
Organism: Taeniopygia guttata (zebra finch)
Lineage: Eukaryota; Metazoa; Chordata; Aves; Passeriformes; Estrildidae
Product: left-right determination factor 2-like
Biological process (GO): anterior/posterior axis specification
Cellular component (GO): extracellular region
Molecular function (GO): cytokine activity; growth factor activity; transforming growth factor beta receptor binding
Source: RefSeq, a predicted model, not a curated record
UGAAGGUGUUAAACUGGCACGUCUCUACCAACAGGGGAGUGAUCCUUUUAAGUCCUUUGCUUCGUCCCCACUUGUGAAAUUUGUUGUGCCAGUGGGACGAGGCUGGCUAUAAAACCCCAGCACCGGGGACCUCCAUCCAGCUCGGGCAGCCUGCCAGCACAUCUCUGCCGAGAGCAGCCCCAGGGAGAUCCCCCCUUCAUCUCUGCCGGGCAGGAUGGACCUGAGGUGUGCCCGGAUGCUCUGCGUGCUCUGCUUCAUCCUCACGGUCCAAGCCUUUACCCAGGAACGGUUCAAGGAAGUGGUGCUGAAGCAGCUGGGGCUGUCCGAGGUCCCUAAACUUCAUACGAGAGACUUGGUGGACCUGGUUAUCCCAGAGCACGUCAAGAACAAGUACAUGUCCAUGCUGAAGCGCCAGAGGGUGAAGCGCCGAGCUCUGCCGAGCCUGGCUGGCAUCCUCAGGGGGAUCCCGGGACACACAGGGGAAGUCCUCUACUCUGACACAACCACACGCCAGAAGCUGAUGUUUGACAUGGAGGGCAGAAUACCUAAAAAUAGCGAAGUCACAAUGGCUGAACUGAAACUCUUCAAAAAGCCUCUGGACAGAACAAACCUGCCUGCCAAGCAGUCUCACAGGCCUGUCUCCAAUGCCAGAGUCAGUGUGUACUGGGUGCAGCAGCAACACGAUGGUACCAACAGGACCUCCCUGAUAGAUUCCAGGCUGGUUCCUAUUCGUGAGUCGGGCUGGAAGAGCUUUGAUGUGACCCAGGCCGUGCAUUACUGGCUGAGAAACAAGAGGCGGCCGGAGCCAAUGUUCCUGGAGGUGUGGAUCGAAGGGGAAAGGCUGGGCAGCUAUGCCUCGGAAAUGGCCAAAGCCGUGCGCUUCACCUCGCAGGACCCCAAGGAUAAAGCCCUAGGCAAGCCUGAGCUGGUGCUUUGCACCCUCAACUUGGAUGACUAUGGGAGUCCUGGGGACUGCAGGGAGGAGGCGGUGAUGGGGAAAUCCACCUGCUGCCGGCAGAAGCACUACAUCAGCUUCCGCGAGCUGCCGUGGGCGCAGCACUGGAUCCUGGAGCCGGCGGGGUUCCAGGCCUACCGCUGCUCCGGGGGCUGCCCGCAGCCGCCCCGCGCCCUGCGCCGCCUCGGCUCCGGGCAGCGCUCCUGCGCCGUGGCGGACAGCUCCGCGCUGCCCAUCAUCUACCUCGUCAAGAGGGGCAACCACACCGAGAUUGAGGCGGCCGAGUUCCCCAACAUGAUCGUGGAGAGGUGCAGCUGCGUCACGGACGGCGAGGCGCUGGCAUGAUGAGUGGGUGGCCUGGGGUGUCAUCCAUUCCCUGCAGCCUGCCAAGAGCCACCCCGGCCCCCAGCCCCGGGGUCAGGGAUGAAGGUCUUGGGGGGUUCCUGCCUGCAAGGGCCAGCAGCACUGGGGCCCUGCUGCCCUGCAGAGAGAGCGCACUUGGGGGCACUGUCCGUGUAGAUGGGCUCAGAGAAGCGUGCUUUUCACAUAAGUGAGGGGUACCUUAGGAGCCUACUGCUUCUUGGGACCUCCUUGAUGCCAGCUGAAUUUCACUGAAUUUAUUUCAUCCCCCAGCCUGGAGUACUGCAAACAGCUCCAGGCAAAAGAAGAUUGCCCAUCACCAGGUGAAGAACAAAUUCGUGGGCUCAGCUUUUCAUUCUUUGGCUGCUGGGUUUGGUCCUUGUCUGCCCAAGCCGUGUUUAUGGUGAGCUGGAGAGCAGAAGCACUUACAUGAUAUAAACUGUUAAUAUAUAAACUGUACACACGCACAUGCACACAUGUACAGAGUGUAUGAAUAAAUGUGUGUACUGUCUACAUACUGGAUAGCUACAUAUUGAUUACUUACAUAUAUGUACGUACAUAAAAUAUUUCCUAGAGCUCAAUGGAGCAUAUUUAUGUGCAUAUGUAUUGCAUGUACAUAUACAUAUCUACACGUACAUAAAUUAUUAUCUGAAACACAAUGGCUUAUAUUUUUGACCCCUAAGCCACGGGCUUAACACAGUUUUAGGUGGAAUUUAGAGUCCUGGAAUCAACAGGACUUAGGUUUCCUUGUGUGAGUAACAGUUUGUUUUUCUGAUUCUGUAUUACAGUUAUGUCAAUUUAGGGAUAUUUUUCAAGUCGUGUGUGCUUUCAGAAUCAAGGAAAAAAUAAAAGUAUUGAAGUA